GAGCGUCAUAGAUUGAGCAGGAGGACCCGGAAGAAUCCUCGACACGGGAGAAUCUUGAAACUGAGUGAGAGCAAGUGGACUGGGACGAGGACGAGGACAUCCCGAGUGCCUGCGCUGGUCCAUACCCCCCCGGGUGGGCUGGGUCGGUCAGUCCGUCUCCAGAGGCUGAUCCCCGGGAGCGUGAGAGCAUGGGCGCCUCGCCGUCGCUGUCCGCCAGGGAGAUCCGCAACCUUGCCGACUCCACCAGCUUUUCUUCAGAGCAAAUUGAAAUCCUGCACAGAAGGUUCCUACAUCUCACUGAUGGGAAGACUACAAUGAGCAGAAACAGCUUUGACAAUGUUCCAGAUUUGGACACUAAUCCCAUUAAAUCAAGAAUCGUAAAUGCAUUUUUUGACGGGAGAAACCUGGGCUUACGGUCGAAAGAAAGAGUUGAUGAAAUCACAUUUGAAAACUUCCUGACCACGUUGUCGUUUUUCCAACAUGUGGAGGAUACCCACCCAAAGGAAGACUUGGAGUUCUGCAAAGUUGAAAAACUUAAAUUUUUAUUUCGCAUGUACGACACUAAUGGAGAUGGAAAAAUCACUUUGGAAGAAUUAAGAGAGAUUGUGGAUGAAUUAUUAUCCAAGAAAACUACUACGGAUCUUACUUCCUCGUCAAUAGCAGACGCUGCAAUGUUGGAGGCUGCAAACAUCUGUAUGGGACAAACGGAAACUGAUGAACAAUACGACGGAAUAACCUUUACUGACUUCCUUCAGAUAAUGCGAGACCUCAAGAUAGAAUCCAAAAUGCAUGUGCGUUUUCUACAAAUGGACACCACAGCGAUGUGCACACAGUAAAUGAACUGGAAGUGAACAAGCCUGCCGAAAGCAAACAAAUAAUCUGUUGAUUGUGAAUGGGAUGAUGCAGUACAAGUCCAAAGUAACUGUACUCAUCUGUAUUUUUAAAACUUAGAUUUUGUACUUUCAUCCUUGGAGAAAGUUUUAGAAUUUAGAAAAAAUGCAGCUUCUUGGUGAAUCGUUUCUGCUAUUCCAGAGCUCUUUUUGGGCAAUGGUUCUUCCCUCUAUAAUCAGUAAAUAACGCACAAAGUAAUUUUACACAAAGCAUUGUUUAUAAAACAGGCUACACAGUUAUUUUAAUUGAUUUCCAUGCAUUUUCUGAGGUUCUGCGGAUGGGAGCAAUUUAAAGUCAAAUAGUUCAUUUGCUUGUACAGUUACUAAACGAGUUAAGUGACUGCCCUCCCUACAAAAAUGACCUAUUUCCAAACAUUAUUGAUAGCCUAUGCUUCAGUUUAGCGUGCAAUGGAAACAUCACAGCAUGCUAGUCAACUAAUCGCCUAACGCUUAGUCCCUGAGAAACACAACUUUCCUUUCAAAUAAAUCUUGAUAUACCUGAACAUUCAGUUCAACAUGGCUUGUUUAACCUAACCUUGGUAAGAACUGGCAAAUUACUAACAUGCUGAUUCAACCUACUCACUCUUGUACCAUUAAAAGGCUUUGUUGGGGCCUUCCUUUCCCAUCAAGUUGUGGCAGCGCCUUCCAAAAACUGGAUGGGAACGAUGCUCUCCCCAGCCUCUCCUUAUUGGUGCCUAUAAAUUCAGUUGCAUGCACCAUGUUCUUUCCUUUGCACCAUUUUAUUUACAUUUCCCAUUCACCAGAGAUUUUUAUUCCUCUGCCUUCCAGUCUCAAGGGCAUGCAAAUGACUCCUGAAGACCGUUGCCUUUCACCUAUGCUAUUAAUUCCCAGACUGGGAGGAAUUAAUCACCAGCUUUUCCAUUCUAUUCUGUGGGGAGAUUCUAGCUAUGGAUCAGCACUUGCACCUUAAUGCUUGGAGUAGCUGCACUAUAGUGAACCAAUACCACUUUUAUGAAAACAAUCUGAUGAUGGAUACUUUAUUUUUUAUAGUAGUUUGUACUUGUAUGUUUUAUUGCAUUCUUACUAUUUUAAGUACCAGAAUUAAUAAAGAGAUCCUAUUGAUUCUUCAACAUAA
Molecule: messenger RNA, 1986 nt
Organism: Amblyraja radiata (thorny skate)
Lineage: Eukaryota; Metazoa; Chordata; Chondrichthyes; Rajiformes; Rajidae
Product: calcineurin B homologous protein 3
Exons: 8
Coding region: 189-836 (215 amino acids)
Molecular function (GO): calcium ion binding
Source: RefSeq, a predicted model, not a curated record